CGCUGCUUAGCGCCCUUGGCGGUUGGUGCCUCAGUCUUGAGGGAGUGGACUCCUUGGGCUAGACACGCUGAGCCUCAGCUCUGAGAGCCCAGCACCACUACUUCACAAUGUCUGAGGAAGAAGAUUCGGAUUACAUCAUUGUAACUAUUGAAGAUGACUAUAAUGAUAACACUGAUGAUGAGGAUGCUGUGACAGAAGAGGAUUCUGCAAAUUCUGACAAUUCUGGUGAUGCAUCUAUGAUACAACACUGUUUUGAAAUCCAUGAUGAAAACUGUCAGCAUCUAUUCAGCAUAUCAGAUGGAUUUCAAGACACAGAAGUUCAGCAUGACCAAUUAGUUUCACAAAUGAGCUCUCCAACAAACUUAAAAAGAUACAUGCCUCAGUCAACAGAACAGUAUUGUUCAUCAAACAAAAGAGGACGAACAUCUCCAGGACAGGAUAAUACUUCUCUUCCAAUACAGCAUAAUAUGGAGAGAUGUGUGUUUGAAAACUUCUAUCAGGAAUAUCACCAGAACCAACUGAGAGCAUUUCAACAGUGUUUCCAGGGUUUAAAAGAACUUUUUCAGAAAAUGAAUACGCAGAUUUCCCAGCUGAAUGAAAUCUUUUCAGCAAUGGAAGAGUUUUGGGAGAUACCACUGAUGACACAACAUGGAAAUGGCAGCCCAUCAUUGCCAGUGGCAAGGCCGACAACCCAUGCCCAGGCCAGUGCUCCAGGAACAUCACUUCAGUCAGCAGCAAGCGCUCAAUUACAGGAGCCAUUUGUUGCAGUUCCUCUAGUAGUUCCUCCAUCAGGAAGCCCUAGUGUGGCCAAUAAUCCUGAUCAGAUGACUUAUUCUGACAUUCUGAGAUACAAGGGCAUGAGCCCAGAUUCUACCUUGCCAUCUGCCUGCAUCCUUCUCCAUUUUGGUAUGCCAGGAACAGCAGAACCUACCUUGGAAAAUAACCCUGAGACAAAGAAUUAUCCACCUGUAAUAGGAAAUGAUGAUGACCAGUGUCCUUCGUCUUCAUCUGCCAACUCCUCAUCUGAUUCUAGCUCUGACAAAGCUGUGCUGUUACAAAUGCCAGAAAAAGCAGAAGCCAUCCUAAAAGACUAUGAUGGGACAAUGUACUGCCCAGAUUUACUAGGAAGUUUCACUGAUCUGACACCUGAAUUAUCUUCUGCUACCACCUCUUCCGAUGUUGGCAAGUUUGAAAUAAUACAUAGUACAAGUAGCACUUUUUAA
Cavia porcellus (domestic guinea pig) is the source of this 1223-nucleotide messenger RNA. RefSeq names its product BEN domain-containing protein 2-like. Lineage: Eukaryota; Metazoa; Chordata; Mammalia; Rodentia; Caviidae. The record is from RefSeq and is a predicted model, not a curated record. Bases 108 to 1223 code for a protein of 371 amino acids. The transcript has 9 exons.